ACCUAUUCUUCCACUUAUCUUCAGAAGCAAAUAUGAUAAAUGCAAUCAGAUUCGGCCGCAGUCCACCGCCGAUCGUGCUCACAUUACCUCUUCCGCCGCAGCUCCGCCGUGUAGACUCGCCUGAGCUCCGAUCCCGUCAACUGAUCGGUUUCUCCACCGCACCUGAUCAGAACCCACGGAACAUGGAUGACUCUAAAAACACUGCCAAGCAGACUGGAGAUAUAAUGACUGAUUCGUUCGGGCAAGCGUACGCAUGCCGAAGCGAGUAUGAAGGAUUUGGAGGGAUUUAUAGAUGGAUUGAGUCAACCGAAGUGGGGGCUGAGAAUGAAAAGAAACCUGAAUAUGAUAAAAGCCAAGGGAGCGAAGUGAAGGAGGAGGAGAAGGAGAAGGAGAAUGAGAAGGCUCGACAUCAAACUCACUCCAACUGCUAAGAACAAUGAUCUUGUCUCAUACUCGUUUUGUAUUAUGUUUAUGGUUCUUCUUUGUCAUGUUGUUGUCUUAGUUGGUAUAAAAUCUAAAUUUGCAUUUUGUAAAUUAAUUAGAAGAAUAUUGGGCGUGAUGAUAA
Molecule: messenger RNA, 565 nt
Organism: Cucurbita maxima (winter squash)
Lineage: Eukaryota; Viridiplantae; Streptophyta; Magnoliopsida; Cucurbitales; Cucurbitaceae
Exons: 3
Coding region: 33-431 (132 amino acids)
Source: RefSeq, a predicted model, not a curated record